Molecule: messenger RNA, 4430 nt
Organism: Rhea pennata
Lineage: Eukaryota; Metazoa; Chordata; Aves; Rheiformes; Rheidae
Gene: RELL2
Product: RELT like 2
Exons: 8
Coding region: 2330-3490 (386 amino acids)
Biological process (GO): positive regulation of cell-substrate adhesion; positive regulation of p38MAPK cascade
Source: RefSeq, a predicted model, not a curated record
GGCCGAGGCGGCCUCGGCUGCGCCGCCGCGGCACGGGGCGCGCCCGAGGGGAACGGGGCCUCCCGACCUGUGGCAGCGUUCAGCAGUAAUCGGUUGGCAGCGAGCGGGGACAGGGAGGCACCCGGAGGCAGGCAGGGCGGCCGGCGGACAAAAGCCGCGGGGCAGGCUGAGGUGUAUAAAACUGCAGCGCUCAGGGAAGGCCUGAAGCGGGGCUGGAGGAGAGGCAGGGCGCCCGGGCGGCGAAGCGGCCGCGCCGCUGGAGACGAGGAGAGCGGGAAGCGGCACGCGGCCGUUCCCGACGGGUCGGGACCCGGGUUAGCCAGAGCCUGAAAUCGGCCCGCCGCCGCGCCGCCCGAGGGAGGCCUUCCUCCCGGCUCCCGCGACGGCGCCUGGCCCGCAGGGCGCUGCGGAUAAGGACCGGCAAAGCGCGGAGGGAGAGCAACGGCCCCAGGGAGAGAGGGCAGGAGAAAAAGGGGGCGGCUUCAGGCGGCGCCGACGGUGUGCGGGCAGCCGCUGUCACGGCACCCGUAAGCCUGCGCUGGAGACGGGGUGCCUGGCCCUUGCAACGUAAUCCUCCCUUUGCUUCCAAGGUUUCGGAUGCAUCUCUGUUUUAAAUUUCUUACGAGGCAGUCCUGUUUUUCCAGGGCUAGCUCUGCUGGAAAGGAAGAUGCAGGAAAAUGCAACCGGCAGGAAGAGCCUGGGAGACCUCAAGUAGAGGAAAGACUAACCAGGAAUUUUGCAGCAGCUUUAUUUUUGCAGCUAAACCACAGACAUGACAAACAAAACAUGCACCCAUGAACCCAGCAGCAGAAGCUACUUUUCUAGGUCAAGUUUGACCUCACUGAGAGUAGAAGAGUUGAGCUGAGCAGGGAAUUGGUCCUGCAGGUUUCCUGGGCAACAGGGAAAACCUGCCCUUGUGGAUCCCAUGAGCAGGAGGUUGGAGAUGGAGGAUGCUGUGUUUGAGACAAGAUGGUCAAAGACACCUGCAGUAAAAUAGGUCACAGCAGCUUCUGUAGGGUGUCGGAGAGGAAAAGGGCAAAUGGGCAGCCCCAAAACUGGGGGUCCCUGUGAACAUAAGAGGAGCAGAUUCAGGAUGGAGAGCGCUACAGAUUUGUACUGGGAGAUUCCCCAGCUUCUCAGCAAAAGUAUAUUUGAACUGGGUAAUAAAUGUGCAGAAGGGAAGUCAUUUGGCUUGUAGUAACAGGAGUUUCACAAACGCAUAGCCCUGAGUGUGUGGGAUGAGGAUGGAGGGAAGGCAAGGAAAUGGAGGGACAGUUUGUCAUUUUGCGUGCUAAGAGAGUUGCAAACAGGGAAAGAAUUUUUCUUAGUAUGCAGUUAUAUCACGGGAUUAUUAACUCAUACACCCAUGGUCAUCUGCCCCUCACUGUGUGAACGCUCGUCUCCCUUGCUGUGCCCUUUGUGCUGCUGCUCCUCCUGGCUCCUGUCCUUUGGCAGUAGUUUUCUUCUGCACAGUGGUUUCCAAUUUCUUUGAUCACCAAAGGGCUGCUCCAGGAAGGCGGUAUGCGUCGGAGGAGUGCUGAGAGUCUCUGGCUGUGACCCUGCAGAGCGUGGCUUGCAAACCCUGCUGUAAGGCCGGGACGCUCUUUGCUACAGGCCAACUCAGUCGUAAAGCUAAGCACUUUCAGGUUUGGCACAGAGCAGUGCUCUCCUUGCUCUGAGCCUGUAGAUGGUUUUUGUAGCAGCAAAUUCACCCCAAACAGCACCUGUGGAAACAGAGGCUCUGUGUGAAAGGAUGAGAGUCUGUACAAUGCUACAGGGCUGUGGGCCCAAGCAGAGGAGAGCCAGGUGGGAUCCUGGAGGAGAAAGCCAAAAAACCAGCCUGCCCAUGGGGAGAAGGAGAGAUUUAAAAGCAUCCUGCAGGAGCUGAAAGCUGUGCUCCAUCUGUGACAACGGUUAGCACUAUUGAUUUGCUUUUUGCAGUAUUUCACCUCGGGACCUGCUCUUUCCCCGUGCCACUUGGGGCUGCGUGUGACAGCAGGCCUUGUGCCGGCGGCACCCGACACGUGCCAGACGCCGGGCCCGGGAGCCUAGCGUACCCCCAGGUCAGACAAAUGGACUUUAAUAGGCUAGAUCUAAGCAACGAGGAUUUAGCAACAAAAUGAUUCAAGUCAGCGGCACUCUGCUCCCCGGCUGGGUUUCCACUCCAGCUGACGUCUCACCGAUGGCUGAUCACUCAGCAUGACGGGCUGUUUGCAGAUCAGAAAGGUGCAGCGACCAGAUAACAUCCCCACGGGCUUGGAGAGCUGCGUAAACGGCACAGCUGAGCCACAGACCUGCCUGGCUAUGGGAAAGGAGCAAAUAGAUCCGCAUGUCAGACCAGAACAGCACCGAUGAUGGGGAAUCAGACCCCCAGCACAGCCUGUCUAUGGUCUUCCUCCUUGUCUUGGUCUUCUUCAUCAUGGGACUGGUCGGUUUCCUGAUCUGCCACGUCCUGAAGAAGAAGGGAUAUCGAUGCCGGACUUUCCGUGAUGAGCUCGACCCAGAUAACAAAGAUGUGCUGACAGAGCUCCAGGCCAAUGAAGAGGAGGAGCUGAACGAGGACACCGUAGAGAAGAUUGUGAGAUGCAUCAUCCAAAAUGAAGCAAAUGCGGAGGCCCUCAAGGAGAUGCUGGGGGACAAUGAAGGGGAUGUCCCAGUGCCGGUGCCCAGCCUUUGUCCCCACCGUAACAGCCAAGAUGGGGGACCACCACAUCACCAUACAGUGCACCUGGGAUCCACACAGGCCCCCUGCAUCCACUGCAGCAAGAGGAAGAAGCCCCCACUACAUCGGCAAGGGAGGUCCAAGGAUGGGAAAGGCAGGAUGCAUCCUGGAGAGACCACUGUCUUCUCAGUGGGCAGGUUUCGUGUCACACACAUUGGGAAGAAAUCCGCUUUCCAUGAGCAACAGGAUGCCUCCCUGCCCGAUGGCAGCAAGGAGUCAAGCACAGAGGAGUUAGAGCACAGCAAUGAACGGCUCCAUCAGGAGAGUGCUCGCAAUGGAACUGUCCCCGUGGAUGGCCUGCAGAAUGGAGCUGUCCAGAAGGGUGCACAGAGCAGCAAAGGCACAGAGCAAAGUUAUGUAAACGCGCCAGCUCCGAACACACCAGCCAACUCAGAUACUCACAACAAUAGACCAGAUGGCAAGGGGCCUGGGAAGGCAGGCUCGUUGCAGGAUGUUAACACUGCUCUUGGGAGUGCUAGUCACCAAAGGAAGCAUAUGGGCCGUCAGGCACUGGGAGGGUCAAGUGCCAGCACCCCAGGAGAGCCUUUGGAGGAAGGAGGGCGGAGAGCCGGCAUCUACCAGGAGGAGGCUGGACUGGGGUCAGCAGAUGAAGUGUCAGAUAUUCACGGGAGCCUGAGUCUACAAGAAGGAACACAAGCUGAUGAGUUGGGAAGCAACUACACCAACAGGAAACAGCUUGGAGCGGAGGAUAUGGGGCAGCAGCAGGAGCUGAGUGCCAUGGUGCGGGACACAGGAAUAACCGUGUGACCUCCUCUCUGCUCCCGGCUCGGGCGGCUGAUGGGAGGCGCGCAGCCCCAUCCCUCACGCCGGGCUCAGGGCUCUGCCGUGGUGGGGCCGCGGGGGCUGAUGGCAGCCAGCCCCAGCACAGAAGAGCAGCUACGUGCUUGGCAUGGCCAGAGCGACGCGCGGACAUUAAACAGACAACUGCACUCGGCGACAGACCUCAUCCCAUUGGCAAUAGUUACCUAACUCCCACCCUCACUGCACUUGCCCCAGAGAUCCCCUCCUCAACACACUAGGCCCCAUAGGGGCAUCUCAGGCCCCUCCAGCCUGGCACGGGCAGGACAGUACCAGCACCAUCCUGGCCCAGACAUGCUGCCCACAUGGGUCCCUGCAGCUCCUGCAGCCCCCGGGGCAGCCAGCACUGCAGAAAGGACAGCAUCAGAUGGAGCCAAGCCCCUGCUGAGCAACUGGGCAGGAAUGCAGGUGCUUGACCAUGGUGAGGCACGGGCUGAGCCCACCCGUGGUUGUGGCAGCGCAUCCACACCAGCCUGGCGCAUUAAAUGUGGAGCACAGCCCCCGGGGCAUCCUAGCCUCAGUGGUGCCAGCCAGCGACCAGCUGAGCUGGCACAGCAGACACAGAGCAGAGACACGGGGCAGCAUUCGCCAUCGCACAGAGCAGUCGUGUGCCAGCCAUCCUUGGGGAGAUGCUGGCACGAGCCCUGGAUCUUCGCUGCAGGGGGACUACAGCAGUCCCCAGGAGGUGCCAAUGCAAGGAGGAACAGCAAAGGAGGGGCCUCACUCUGGCCCUGUCCCAGCUCAGGAGGGGCUAGAGCCUGGCUCUGGUGGAGCAGAUGAGAUGGAGGCACCAGCGUACCCAGCCAGCGGCAGCCAGGCCCAGGGCAAGCUUCGGUGUUUAACCGCACUGUAAAUAGACAAGCUAAAACCAUUAAAGCUGCUGAACACA